AUGCGGCACAAGGCAUUUUGGAGUGCCCUGGAGUACACUUGCCGAUUGCUGGGCAUUUCCACCGCAGCAGUGCUGAUCGGUGUGGGCAUAGAAACUCUGCAGCGAGGACAGUUCAAAAGCCUGGCUUUCUAUCUGCUUUUUUCAGGGGCUGCAGUUACUGUCUGUGAAGGCUGCUUCUUUAUAAGUUUGUUCUUGGAGAUGUGCUUCAGAUACAAGCCUGACUCCAUGGCACAGGCCUGCUGGGAGCGAGCUAGACACCCGGGGAGCUUCCAGAAAUUCCUGGGGUACAUGCUGCUUUCAGUGGCUUGCUUCCUGCAUCCUGUCCUUGUGUGGCACGUCACCAUCCCUGGGUCCAUGCUGGUGCUCACUGCCCUGGCCUACUUCCUGCUGAGCAAGAGGAGGAAGAGCCCAGGGCACAAAGAGAUGCAUCCCCAGGUGGGCCAGUACGUGGACCCUUCAGCUACCGUGGCAGCCCCAACUGUGUCUGGUGACACUGAGCAGACCUACAGCUUCCAUGGGGCGCAGAGGGAGCAGCAUCGCUCGCUGCUGGGCCACAUGAAGAGUAUCCUGAAGGGCAGCCCAGCCCGGAGCACGGCCUCAGCAGCUCCUGCCCUGCCAGCAGCCCCGCCAGCCCCACGCAAGCAAGUGCACUUCCAGGAGAAGGUGGUGCAGAUCAUCCCCUCCAUCAGUGAGAGCUUGGAGGAGGUGGAGAGCGAGGCUGAGGAGACCACAUCGGAUACAACACCCAUCCUUACCCCACCCGAUACCCCUGUCAUCCUGACUCCCCUCAGCUCCACGGGCCUCUUUUGAGCACUCAGCAGAACCAACGAUGGGACACCCCUGCUACCC
Molecule: messenger RNA, 849 nt
Organism: Colius striatus (speckled mousebird)
Lineage: Eukaryota; Metazoa; Chordata; Aves; Coliiformes; Coliidae
Gene: TMEM72
Product: transmembrane protein 72
Exons: 5
Coding region: 1-810 (269 amino acids)
Source: RefSeq, a predicted model, not a curated record